This is a messenger RNA of Lolium rigidum, 7550 nucleotides long. RefSeq names its product mediator of RNA polymerase II transcription subunit 12-like. Gene Ontology annotation, molecular function: transcription coregulator activity. Gene Ontology annotation, biological process: regulation of transcription by RNA polymerase II. Gene Ontology annotation, cellular component: mediator complex. Lineage: Eukaryota; Viridiplantae; Streptophyta; Magnoliopsida; Poales; Poaceae. The record is from RefSeq and is a predicted model, not a curated record.
UCUGAGGUAGAGUCUAGAGAGAGAAAGCAAACCCAUUGGAGCCGGAACAGGGCAAGAAGAGAAAGAGGAAAGGAAAGGAAGCAGCUUUAAAAAAGAGUCAAACUUUCUCUCUCUACAACCUCCUCUCGCCCCCCACAAAUCGCCGUCACUGCCCCGUCCGCCCCCUCUUCCUCCGCCCCGCCCGUGCUCUCCUCCGCGCUCCGCUAGGGUUCCGGUGUCGGAUUCGGAAACCCUAGCUCCACCGCGCAUUUCCCCCUCUCUCUCGGCGAAAUUGUCCGCGGAUUCCCGACUUCCGGCCGCCAAAACCCUAGCUUUGGGGUUGGGAUCAGGGAAUCCCCGCGGUCCGCGCUCGGAUCCCGUCGAAUCCGCCGGGAGCCGCCCUGAUCCGGUUCUAGGGUUUCGCGCCGCGGCGGCGGCACUGGCAUGCUGCUGCUGACUGCUGGGCGAGAUGCAGAGGUACGCGGGCGCCGGCAACAGCAACAGCUCCGGGUUCUCCGGCGGCCCGGUGUCCAGCGGCAGGGAGAGCAGCUCCAGGCUAGAAGCGUCGCCCUACGCUUCGCCUAAUUACCCGGUGAACCCGAGGCGGCAACCACAGCUAGCUCCAUACAGGCUAAAGUGUGACAAGGAACCACUUAACAACAAGCUUGGACCACCUGACUUCUAUCCUCAAACACCAAACUGUCCGGAAGAGACAUUAACGAAAGAAUAUGUACAGUCUGGGUAUAAAGAGACUGUUGACGGAAUUGAGGAAGCAAGAGAGAUCGUACUCAGUAAUAUAUCAUACUUCUGCAAGCCAGAUAUUGUUGCAAAAUGCAAGGAGGCACUAAAGAAGCGGUUGAGGGCUAUUAAUGAAUCUCGUGCUCAGAAGAGAAAGGCUGGCCAAGUUUAUGGAGUUCCUCUUUCUGGAUCACUGUUGAUAAAACCUGGAGUUUAUCCGGAGCAAAGGCCAUGCAAUGAGGACUCCCGCAGAAAAUGGACUGAGGCCCUUGCCCAGCCAAACAAGAGGCUGCGUUUAUUAUCUGAGCAUGUUCCUCAUGGUUAUCGUAGGAAAUCACUUUUUGAUGUUCUCACUCGAUGUAAUGUCCCAUUACUAAGGGCAACAUGGUUUGUUAAAGUUACAUACCUCAAUCAGCCACAGGUCCGACCAACAUCCAGCAGUAUUUCAACAGGUGCUUCUGAUAAUCAACGAUCCAACCAGUGGACAAAGGAUGUCGUUGAAUACUUACAACAGCUACUGGACGAAUUUUGUUCAAAAGAGGUACCUCCGUCUUUUAAGGAACAGCCAUCACCAGGGCUUAUUUCUGGGGCAACUCUAGUAAAAAUGAAAACCGAAGCAUCCUCUGUUGGUGGAGACACUGAAGAGCCUGUGGUGCACUUCAAAUGGUGGUAUAUGGUUCGUCUUGUACAAUGGCAUCUCACAGAAGAAUUGCUAGUUCCCUCGGUACUUAUUGAAUGGUUAUGUUACCAACUUCAGGAGAGGGAUUCAGUCGAGGCCUUAGAGCUUCUUUUGCCUGUUGUACUAGGUUUGGUUGAGACCAUCACUCUCUCACAAACAUACGUGCGUAUGUUCGUGGAAAUUCUGGUUAGACGUCUGAGUGAUGCUUCUGUUGUUGAUAACCCGAAAAGGUCAUCUAUCUCUUCUGUCAUAGCUGAGUUACUGCGAUACAUGGUACUUGCAGUACCGGAUACAUUUGUUUCUUUCGACUGCUUUCCUCUUCCUUCAGUUGUGGCCCCAGAUGUAUAUGGUAGAGGUGCUUUGCUGAAGAUAACUGGUGGUGGUGAAAUCUCUAGUUCUAAGAGGCCGGAUGUGUACCGGUACCUUUCCUGCGGUUAUGCUGUGUGUUCAAUUCAGAGACGUGCAUCAGAUCUUUCGACUCUUGCCAAUCCCAACCUUCAAGCACGUGGUGCAGCAAAAGUGGUACAGGCUUUGGACAAGGCUCUUGUCACUGGAAAUUUGACAAUGGCGUAUUCUUCACUCUUUAAUGAUCUAUCUGAUGCACUAAUGGAAGAAAGGUGGAUUAAAGAAGUCAGCCCUUGCUUGCAGUCUUCUCUAAUGUGGAUUGGAACUGUUGAGUUAUCCCUAAUCUGUUCUGUCUUUUUUCUUUGUGAAUGGGCAACAUGUGAUUAUCGUGAUUGUCGUACAUCUCCCAGUCUGAAUGUAAAAUUUUCAGGGAGAAGAGAUUUAUCUCAGAUACAUGUGGCAGUGUCUAUCUUAAAAAACAAAAUGAAUGAGAUGAAUAACUUGUCUCGGUCUAAGAGUAGAAGUCGCAUGGCAAUGAAUAAUAUUGGUAAAGGUUCUUCGUUGAAUGAUGCUUCUUUAGCAGCAACUACAGUGGAUGAUUCUUCUGGAUUGAGAAAUAAUGCAAAGAUUGAGGAGAAGAAUGAAAGGAAGGAUAUGUUUGAAAGUCCUGGUCCGCUGCAUGAUAUUAUUGUGUGUUGGCUGGAUCAGCAUGAGGUUAGCAGUGCUGCAGGUUUUAAACGCGUGGAUGUUCUCAUCAUAGAGCUUAUUCGCAGCGGUCUAUUUUAUCCUCAAGCUUAUGUAAGGCAGCUAAUUAUCAGUGGAGUAACUGAUAGGAGUGGUACUUUGCUAGAUACGGAAAGGAAAAGGAGGCACCACAGAAUAUUAAAGCAGCUUCCUGGGUCAUCUUUAUUUGAUGUUCUUGAGGAAGAUUUAGUUGUUGAAGAGCAACAAUUGCGUGAGAUGAUGUCAACCUAUUCUAGUGAGCGUCGCCUUGUGCUUUCUGAACUUUCGAGUGGUCUGUCAGUUGAUGCAAAUGACAGGGGUGAAUAUACUUCAAGUUCCUUCUUUCGGAAGCAGAGUGAUAUUUUGGUUGCAUCAGGAGGCUCUAAUCAUAGCAGUGUGCCUGAACAAGUAGAAGAUGUGAAAGUUAUGGUGUCGAGCCUGUUGUGUUUUAUUUAUCCUCACUCAGUGGAAUCAGAACAUUGUGAAACCAAAAUGAACUUCCAGGGAUCAUCAACUUCAACACUCACACAAGUGGAUAAUGGAGAAGUGAAAAAUGGCUGUGAGGAUUGUAUGAGGAUCAAGGGACAGAAAUUGGAUGAGAGAACCUCCCCUUACCAGGCGUUCCCAUUGGUUCAAUCAGAUGAGGAAGAUGCUUGGUGGGUAAAGAAAGGGACAGAGCUACAUGAAUCUUUUAAGGCUGAACCUGCACUGAAAUCCAUUAAACAAACCUCUAGAGGUAGGGCAAAAGUGGUUCGCAAAACACAGAAUCUUGCACAGCUUGCGACUGCUAGGAUCGAAGGCAGUCAGGGGGAGGCAUCUACUAGUCAUCUUUGUGAGAGCAAGCUGAGCUGUCCCCACCAUAAACCUAGCACUGAUGGUGACAAUGCCAAAGAUGCGUAUCACACAAGGAUGACAAAUCUGGCCGAAGUUGGGAAGUCGUUGAAGAAACUUAGAUUACUUGAAAGGCGCUCCAUCUCUGUGUGGUUGUUGAAAUCAGUAAGGCAACUUGUUGAAGGAAAUGAAACGACAGCUUGUAAAGCUAGCAAUUCCUUAAGCUCCUUUUCCUCUCUGCCUGAUGACAAAACUGUGUCCAAAUGGAGGCUAGGCGAUGAAGAACUAAUGUCAAUUCUCUAUAUACUUGACACAUGCUGUGAUUUAGUCUCUGGUGCAAGGUUCCUUGUAUGGUUGCUAGCAAAAAUUCGUGGUGGAAUGGCUACGCUAGGUCAAGUCGGGAGAAGUGGUACGCAUAUGAAAAACAGAGAUAACCAAGUUUGUCAGGUUGGUGAGGCACUUGUGUUCUCAUCCUUGCUUAGGUAUGAGAACAUACUUCUUGCAACUGAUCUCUUGCCUGAAGUUCUCAAUGCUUCAACGAACAGACAUUUUGUGUUAGCAAAUGCAAGGCAUUCUGCACCGGCAGCUUUGCCUUAUACCCGAUAUUUUUUAAGGAAGUACAGAGAUGUGGCUAGCGUGGUUAGGUGGGAGAAGAAUUUUAGGACCACAUGUGACCAGCGACUGCUAACUGAGCUUGAUAAUGGGCGAUCAAUAGAUGGUGAUUUGAUUUCUUCUUCAGGAGUUUCAGCAGGUGAAGAGAUGGAUGAGCAGGUCCGUCAAAAGCUGAAUGGAAGGGGUUCAAGAAUUGUUCCAAACAUGAAAGAGAUAGUGCAGCGGCAAACUGAAGAGCUUCAACGCAAUUUGAAGGAAAAGAAAAUUCCUGCAACGCCCAAGAGUCCCUCGUUUGAGAAGGAAGACGGUUAUCAAAUUGCACAUGAUACUGUUUUGGGCUUAUUUGAAUGUAUCCGGCAAAACGGGGGAGUAAGUCCAGAUGGAGACCCUUCAGCAGUUUUUGCUGCUGUUUCUGCAAUUGUUGUCAAUGCCGGGCAAGCCAUAGCUAAACAUUUGGAUUUCACAGGGGGUAACUAUCAUGGAGUUCCUUCUAUUGGUAAUUCAUUGAACUUUGUUCGGCACACUUUACACGUCCACAUAAGUUCUCUCUGCUUACUGAAAGAAGCUUUGGGGGAUCGCUUCAGUCGUGUAUUUGAAGUAGCUCUGGCUGUUGAAGCAUCUUCAGCUGUAACAGCAGCCUUUGCUCCUCCUAAGAUCCAGCGCAAUCAGUUUCAACCAUCUUCUGAGGCCCAUGAUGCCUAUGGAAAUCACACUAAUGAACUUCUAAGUACCUCAGGGAAAGGCUUUGUUGGGAGGGCUGGAAAAGGUGCUGCUGCUAUUUCUGCACUUAUUGUGGGAGCUGUUGUUCAUGGAGCUGUUAGUCUUGAGCGGAUGGUUGCUGUCCUGAAAAUAAAAGAUGGCUUGGACAUUCUGCAGAUCCUAAGAGGAUUGAGAACUGGCACUAAUGGUGCGUCCCGUUCCACUGGAACUUUUAAGAUGGAUAAUUCAGUAGAAGUUUUGGUUCAUUGGUUCAGGAUUCUAUUAGGGAACUGCAGAACCGUCUAUGAUGGGCUUAUUGCAGAUAUUCUUGGUGAGUCCUAUGUUCUUGCACUCUCAAGGUUGCAGCAGAAACUUCCUUUAAAUGUGGUCUUUCCUCCAGCCUAUUCAAUUUUUGCAAUGGUCCGUUGGAGACAGUAUAUCCUUAGCCGUGAAGAUGUGCAGGCUUACCAGAGUAUUGAGAAUGCAAUAAACGACAUCACAAAGCAUCAACCUUUUCGAGAUAUCUGCUUCCGCAAUACACAUCAGCUGUAUGAUCUUCUAGCUGCUGAUGGUGGUGAUUCGGAGUUUGCUGCAUUGCUUGAAAUGAACUGCUCCGACAAGAAUCUGAAGCACCUAUUUAUACCUCUCCGUGCCCGUCUUUUUUUGAACGCUCUUGUUGAUUGUAAAACACCAGCAGUCAUCCAGAUGGAUGGUUCAGAACCUGGUGAGGCAAAAGAGAAUGAGUUAAAACUCUCGGAGAAGCUUGGUCAAGUACUUGAUACCCUCCAACCUGCAAAGUUCCAUUGGCAAUGGGUUGAGUUGAGGCUUCUUUUAGAUGAACAGGCUCUUGCAGAAAAAAUUGGAAAAGCUGAAAGUAAGACACCAACAUCGAUACUGCGGGAAAUUAUUGAUGGACUUCGAUCGCUGUGCCCUAAUUCUGAGAGCUUUGCCCUAUCUGAAAGCGAGAAAGGGUUUACUGAAAUCAUCCUGUCGAGAUUAGUUGCCAGACCUGAUGCUGCUCCUCUCUACUCAGAAGUUGUCCACCUUCUUGGGAAGCUACAUGAUUCACUUGUUGUGGAUGUCAAAUGGAUCCUUCAAGGGCUAGAUGCCCUUCUGGGACGCAAGUCCACAAGACAACAGCUUGUAAGUCUUGCUCAAAGAAAAGGAGUUUCAGUAAAGACACAGGUGUGGAAGCCAUGGGGAUGGUCCAGCUUGCUUAGUGAUGUAAUGGCUAAUAGAACUGCCAAAAGGAAAUUGGAAGUCACUCCAAUUGAGGAAGGAGAAGUUGUGGAUGAUGCUGAAGCCAAAAGGCCAAUCAAAAGUACUCCCCAUAAUGUGGAUAGAAGCAUUGAAAGCAUUAGAUCUGUUAAUAAAUAUGUAACCGAGAAAGCCCUUGCGGAAUUAAUGUUGCCAUGCAUCGAUAGAAGCAAUGCAGAAUUUCGCGGUAUAUUUGCUGGGGAAGUAAUCAAACAGAUGGGAACUGUCAGCGAACACAUCAAAGCAAUAUCACGAAAUGGUACAAAACAUGCUGGUUUGGUCCCUUCAGGAAAUGAAGUUUCAUCUAAUAAACCCAGUGGUCGUAAAGGAAUUAGAGGUGGAAGCCCAAGUAUUGGCAGGCGAGGCACGGUUGGUAAUGAUCCAACCCCCCCUUCAGCAUCUGCCCUGCAGGCAACAGUGUGGUUACGCCUCCAAUUUAUAAUUAGGUUACUUCCAGUAAUCUUGGCAGACAGGAACAUGAGGCAGACACUUGCUUCUACGAUACUAUGCUUGCUUGCGGCGCGCAUAAUCUACGAGGAUGCAGAUUCACCCGUUCCUCCUGCCAAUUUAGCUACGUUGAGGCGGGAAGUGGACUCUUUGCUGGAACCUCCUGUAGACGUCCUGCUGGAUCGCCCAAGCGAGAGUCUUUUUGAGAGGCUUUUAUGUGUUCUCCAUGCACUGCUUGGGAACUCCAAACCAAGCUGGCUAAAGACAAAGCCAGUUUCCAAGCCACCCGUUAGAGCUCCGCGAGAUAUCACUGCAUUUGAUGUUGAAGCUGCUGUGGGCUUGCAGUCCGCAUUGGACCAUAUGGAGUUGCCUGGGACAAUCAGGCGAAAGAUCCAAGCCGCUCUGCCGAUCCUCCCACCAUGUCGUCACAGGUCUAUACAGUGUCAACCUCCUCAGCUGUCCUUGGCUGCACUAUCACCACUCCAGAGCAGCACUUCAUCCACCGCAGGCCCUCAACAAAAGAACACCCCUCUCAGCUGGGUCCCCACCAACAUCUCAAGCAGAAGCAAGGCGACACUGCCUUCCCAGGACCCCGAGAUGGAGGUGGAUCCCUGGACCUUGCUCGAAGAUGGCACUAGCUGUCCGUCUGCCUCGUCAGGAAGCAAUGGGGCCAGCGGGAUCACUGCUGACCACGCCAACCUCAAAGCGUGCAGCUGGCUCAAGGGUGCGGUCAGGGUGAGACGGACAGAGCUGACCUACAUUGGGUCUCUAGAUGACGACAGCUGACAUAUACAGUAAUGCCAGCAAGGACGGUCUAGUUUUAAUCAGCGGAAUUCUUUUGUGUACAACAGGGUGGAUAUCUCGUGGCCUUAUGGGGCGGCCUCCCGUGUAGAAUACCGACCAACCUUUGCCCCUGUUUUGUUCCUAGGGCCCACUUUGCAGGAGCGACAGUGUACAUAGUUGGGGACAUUAGUCCGCUCCUCGAGCGAUGGCCCUGUGUAGCUUAUUCAAGAAUUAGGAAAGAAUGAUGCAACUUAGCUGAUUCGCCGAAAAGGCUGAUAUAUUCUUUGGUCUAAUUGUAGUGCAAGCUGGCCCCUUUAACUGAUGUGGUUUAGCAUGUUGAUAUAUUAUUGUUGGCUGGGCUCUUGGUUGUGAAACAUCUCGUCGGUAUCAAGUUGGUGCACUUGUCCAAGUGUUUCUCUCGCAAUACUAUCUGUCCAGAAAUAUAAGUUUGAGCUCA